UACCGUGGUCUGCGGCAGUAGCGUCUCGUGCACAAGCCAAAAGAGAAAUGGCUUGCUCGUGCAACGCGCACUUUGACCUCCACCGGCCGCCGCCACGACGAAGAUGGUACUAGUGCAAGUGUGCAACGAGUAAGGCAGUAAGCUAGCCACACACGACACACCCUGCUUUUUCCUUCGUCCAUGCCCUGCCUCCUAAGCAAGGAAGCGUCCUGAUCCGCAUCCGUUCUCCUCGAUCGCGUACGUCCACCAUGAGGCUCCACAACAGCAGCCCGUUUUCUCCGAGGGUCUCAGUCGCCAUUGCCACGCCGAUCAUCGUCCUGCUGGCCCUUGCGGUCAUCUCGCUCUACGACAUGAACUUCUCCGAUAGUUACCGGUUCAUACGCCGCGCCUCCUCAUCUUCGACGUCUCCGCCGGCCGCCUCCUCCUCAUCUUCGACGUCUCCACCGGCCGCCUCCUCCUCAUCUUCGACGUCUCCGCCGGCUGCCUCCUCCUCGUAUUCGACGUCUCCAGCCACCGCCGUUGAGACCUGUGACGUCACGCGGGGCCAAUGGGUGCCAGACGCCGAGGCGCCGUACUACACGAACCUGACGUGCCCGUUCAUCGACGACCUCCAGAACUGCAUGAGGUUCGGCAAGCCGAGCCUCGAGUUCCUGCGGUGGAGGUGGAGGCCGGACGGGUGCGACCUCCCCCGCUUCGACGCGGCGCGGUUCUUGGAGGCCAUGAGAGGCAAGUCCAUGGCCUUCGUCGGGGACUCCCUCUCCAGGAAUCACUUCAAGUCUUUGCUCUGCAUCCUGUCCAAGGUGGCGCUGCCGGAGGAGGUCGGGACGGCGCCGGAGAUCGAUGUGACGGGGAGGGCCGUCCGGCGAGACUACCACUACGUCGAGCACGACUUCACCGUAUCCCUCUUCUGGUCGCCGUUCUUGGUCAAGGCCAACCUGUCAAACGCGACGCUCGGCCUGGGCCUGUGGGACAUCCACCUCGACACGCCAGACGCCCGGUGGGCGGCGCACAUCGCCGACUUCGACUACAUCGUCCUCUCGAGCACCAACUGGUUCUUUCGCCCGUCCGUGUACUACAAGAGCGGCCGCGCCGUCGGGCGCAACAGCGGUGGCAGCGGCGUACACAACGUGACCGAGCUGCCCGUGCCCCGCGCCGUGCGCGCCGCGUUCCGCACGGCGCUCGGCGCCAUCGCCGCGCGCGAGGGAUUCCGAGGAAAGGCCGUUGUCCGGACGUUGACGCCCGCGCACUUCGAGAACGGGGAGUGGAACACCGGAGGCGACUGCGUCCGCACGCGCCCGUUCCGGCGCGGCGAGCGCUCCCUGGGCGCCAUCGAGGCCGAGUUCCGCGCCGCGCAGGUUGAUGCGCUCAGGGAGACGGAGGCGGCGGCGCGGCAGAACGGCGCGGAGCUGCUGCUGUUGGACAUCACGGAGGCGAUGGCCCUUCGGCCGGACGGGCACCCGAGUCGGUACGGACACCUGCCGGGCGGCAGCGUGGAGGGGAGCUUCGUGGUGGACUGUCUGCACUGGUGCUUGCCGGGGCCGAUCGACUUGUGGAGCGAGCUGCUGUUCCAGAUGCUGGCUGCUCAUCAUUAGAAUUGCUCGUGCCAAUAUUGAGUGAGUGGUGCAAAUGCUUCGAACUAAAAAGGCCUGAUUUCUUUUGUAAAUUGAAUUUUUUUUUUGCCAUUGUUCGAGGCAAAGUAAGACCACAUUGUUGAACCAUGCCAAAUUGCCAAUCGUACCGUGGUCUGCGGCAGUUGGGUUUUUGCAAAAGAAAUUAAGAAAUAGCUUCGUCGUGCAACGC
Messenger RNA from Phragmites australis (common reed), 1800 nucleotides. Its product is annotated as protein trichome birefringence-like 19. Gene Ontology annotation, cellular component: Golgi apparatus. The record is from RefSeq and is a predicted model, not a curated record. Gene Ontology annotation, molecular function: O-acetyltransferase activity. Bases 249 to 1592 code for a protein of 447 amino acids. NCBI's taxonomy places the organism in Eukaryota, Viridiplantae, Streptophyta, Magnoliopsida, Poales, Poaceae. The transcript has 3 exons.